CUUGACAGUGGCAAUCAAAACAAACUGAAAAACCACCAAACAGGGAAGAAGCUACUCUGUUUUGAUGGCAGCUUUUGAUCGUGUGAAACAAAGUUUCGCACUUCAAUUGCUAAAUUGCUGAAAAAUUUAUCGCGAUUUAGAUAUUGAGAAAUGUAUCGAUUUAGCAAAUAAUAACUUGAACAAAUGGAUAACAGUAGGCUGUGAAGUACAACGAAGCACUGUAAGGUCGUUUACAGAUCGAUUACUGAUUGCACAAAUUGGACGUUAUCACACUGCAACAUGUUACUUAGAAAGGCCGUGAACAAUGUUUUCUGGAUUUGUUGCUUGUUGGCUUUGUUGUUCUCGUACUUCGAUAAAAGUUUAAAGCACCUCCUCCGCCGGGGUCGUGUGAGACAACUGAAACAUUCCCAAACAAUUCACCAUGCAUGGAACAUUUGCUUCUUCACCGCGGCCACGAUAUACCUCACAUUAUAUCACAAACUUUUGAUAAACCCUGAGAUUGCGAACCAGAGCAGUAAAUACUUUCCUCAAUACAACAACACAAUCUUUCUGACGGCUUGCGAUGUGGUCAAAUUUGAGUUCGUAACGAUGCUGUUAGUCGCCUUUGACCUUAAUGGCGCAGUGGGCAGGGCCAAGCAUGGUGACUAUUCGGAGGCUAUUUCGAAGCUUUUCUACGCCUCAUUGCUGAUCUGUUGUUUCGUGCUUCGCUUGGAGAACUACAGUGUAUUAUUGAAUCUUUACCUAGGAAUAUUCAAUCUUAUACAAGAGUUACUACUUCUACUUUCGCUACACACGAAGGAAAAAAGUGAUAGUACUUUGAAGCUGUAUGUGAUAUUUAUUUUUAGUUCUUGGUCCUACCUGUUCCUAAACGUUCUACCAUUUGAGUUUCUCAUUCCGACCCUCUAUGCUAAUAGCAAGGAGCUUUAUCUAUAUCUGAAUCUCUUUUUCUGGUUAUGGUACUGUUCGUGUAUUUGGAACUCUCCGAUCCUGAAAUACUUCUACCAUAAAAUCUAUCAUUUGCAAACGAACGACUGCAUCGGAGGAGAGUCAUCCGUGCGCUGCAUCUUGUUCAAGGAUUCUCCCAAUUAUCGACAUUAUCGUUCUGUUAAGCAGGCAUAUCUGGAGCUGAAAUUGUUCCAUGACAAGAGCAAAAUAAGCGGAUCACGUCAUAGAGAAGGCGAAAAUUCGUCAACAAAAGUGCUUCAAACUAUAAAAUGCGUAUUGGCAGUGAAGCGAAAAUUGAAACGUAUGCGAGAAAAUCGUGAUCAGUUGUGCGAAGACUGAUGGUAUUAUGCAUAAUUUCCACUAAUUAGGUAGGUAGUUACGAAACAAACAGAAACAUACACCUCAUCAGUGCAAACAGCUUUUCAAGCAAUUGAACAUAACCUCAAUGCGGACAAGCCGGACAUAGCUUCUAAGGUUUACUUUGUAAUCUAGCGAGAAAAUACGAUACAGAGGGAGGCUGAGUAAAUAAAUUUCGCAUAUUUAGCAAA
Messenger RNA from Aedes aegypti (yellow fever mosquito), 1493 nucleotides. RefSeq lists its product as uncharacterized. The record is from RefSeq and is a predicted model, not a curated record. The transcript has 7 exons. The coding region runs from base 280 to 1284 and encodes 334 amino acids. NCBI's taxonomy places the organism in Eukaryota, Metazoa, Arthropoda, Insecta, Diptera, Culicidae.